Molecule: messenger RNA, 4956 nt
Organism: Tachysurus fulvidraco (yellow catfish)
Lineage: Eukaryota; Metazoa; Chordata; Actinopteri; Siluriformes; Bagridae
Product: extracellular calcium-sensing receptor-like
Exons: 12
Coding region: 16-4956 (1646 amino acids)
Biological process (GO): G protein-coupled receptor signaling pathway
Cellular component (GO): membrane
Molecular function (GO): G protein-coupled receptor activity
Source: RefSeq, a predicted model, not a curated record
GUCAAAUGGGACCAGAUGACACAAGCCUUUACAUCUGGGCCCCAACAACCAAAAUGCAGAAGUUUGAGCCUCCGUGAAUUUCAAAAUGCACAAACAAUGGUAUUUGCUAUUGAGGAAAUCAACAACAGAACUGAUAUACUUCCUGGAGUCAAAUUGGGUUACAGAAUCUAUGAUUCCUGUGGAUCAGUAGAAAUAACUACAAGAGCCUCCUUGUCUUUAGUUAAUGGAAAUGUGAAAAAAUUAUCUGUAGUGUCUUGCUCCAAACCUGAUACAGUUCAAGCAAUCAUAGGUGAAACAUCCUCCAGCCCAUCUAUUGCCAUGUCUGCAACUGUGGGACCUUUGCACAUACCUGUGGUCAGUCACUUUGCAACAUGUGCAUGCUUAAGUGACAAAAUGAAAUAUCCAUCGUUCUUCAGAACUGUUCCCAGUGAUUAUUACCAGAGCAGAGCUUUAGCUAAGCUGGUCAAGCAUUUUGGAUGGACAUGGGUAGGGGCUGUAUGCAGUAAUAACGACUAUGGAAACAAUGGCUUAAAUAAGUUCAUUAUUGCAGCCAAAGAAAUGGGAGUCUGUGUUGAGUAUUCCAAAGCCUUCUUUCGAACAGAUCCCAGAGAAAAGAUUUUGAAACUAGUUGAGAUUAUGAAGGCCUCAACCUCCAAAGUCAUUGUAGCUUUUGUUGCAUACAGUGACUUUGGUUUUCUUCUAAAGGAAAUGGCCUUACAGAACAUGACUGGGUUUCAGUGGAUUGGAAGUGAGUCCUGGAUCUCUGAUAUGAACACACCCAAUGCUGAAUGGCAACGUAUUCUGAAAGGAUCAAUGGGAUUUGCUAUACCAAAAGCUGAAAUUGACGGCUUAGGGGAAUUUCUGACUAAGCUUAAUCCCGCUACUGAUGCAGAUAUUUUUAAAGAGCUAUGGGGAACAAUAUUUGAUUGCAAGCUUCCGCAACAAGUGAAUGGUGAAAUAAAACAAAUCUGCAAAGGCAAUGAAAGUCUCAGUCAAGUUCAAAACCUUUAUACAGAUGUUUCAGAGUUACGAGGUUCAAAUAAUGUUUACAAUGCCGUUUAUGCUGUGGCCUAUGCUUUACAUAACACAUAUGGCUGUUCAAAGUUAAAGAGUGGAAAAGAAGGUUUUAUUACAUGUGCAAACAUGACAGAUAAUAAAACAUGGCAGGUGAUGAAUGAGUUGAAGAAACUCAGAUUUACUAGUGCAACUGGAGAGGAAGUAUACUUUGAUGAAAAUGGAGACCCUGCAGCAAGGUAUGAACUGCUGAACUGGCAACAAGACAAAGAUGGUAAAGCAGUAUCUGUGAAAGUGGGCUUCUACGAUGGGUCUUUGCAAGAACAUCGGCAGUUGUCAUUUAACAAAAUCAGUAUAGCCUGGGCCCACGACAAACCAGAGGUGCCAAUCUCUGUAUGUAGUCUCAGUUGUUCCCUGGGCACCAGGAAGGCUGUACAGAAAGGAAGGCCCAUCUGCUGUUUUGACUGUAUACCAUGUGCAGAGGGAGAAAUCAGUAAUAUAACAGAUUCUAUAUCUUGCAUCAAGUGCCCUCCUGAACUGUGGUCUAAUUACAAGAAAGAUACCUGUGUCUUGAAGUUGGUGGAAUUCCUGUCAUUUGAGGAAUUAAUGGGAAUCAUUCUUGCAUCAUUUUCUUUGUUAGGAGUAACUUUAACUAUCUACAUUGCUGUAAUUUUCUUCAAACACAAGGACACACCAAUUGUUAGAGCAAAUAAUUCUGAACUGAGCUUCUUGUUGCUCUUCUCACUCUGUCUGUGUUUCCUAUGUUCACUUACUUUUAUUGGUCAGCCCUCUGAGUGGUCCUGUAUGCUGCGUCACACUGCGUUUGGAAUCACCUUUGUCCUCUGUAUCUCCUGUGUUCUGGGGAAAACUGUAGUGGUGUUAAUGGCCUUCAGGGCUACACUUCCAGGCAGUAAUGUCAUGAAAUGGUUUGGGCCUCUACAGCAGAGACUCAGUGUACUUGCCUUCACUCUUGUACAGGUUAUUAUUUGUGUACUUUGGUUAACAUUAUCUCCUCCUUUUCCCUACAAAAAUAUGAACUACUACAAGGAAAAGAUUAUAUUAGAAUGUCAUGUAGGCUCAGUUAUAGGUUUCUGGGCUGUGCUGGGUUAUAUAGGAUUUUUGGCCCUUUUAUGUUUUAUCUUGGCUUUUCUGGCCCGGAAGUUGCCUGACAAUUUCAAUGAAGCCAAAUUCAUCACAUUCAGCAUACUUAUAUUCUGUGCAGUUUGGAUCACUUUUAUUCCUGCUUAUGUCAGCUCUCCUGGAAAAUUCACUGUAGCUGUAGAGAUAUUUGCUAUUUUAGCAUCAAGCUUUGGUUUACUAUUUUGUAUAUUUGUUCCAAAGUGUUAUAUAAUCAUUAUGAAACCAGAUAAGAAUACAAAGAAGCAUAUGAUGAGUAAAGCACCCGUGAGAGCAGCUGAUCCUCCCUGCAGCAUCCAAGGAUUGCCCAAUUCUCCUCAACUCAGUAAAGAUGGGGAUAUACUGAUUGGUGGAAUCUUCAACUUUCACAGCAAAUGGGAGCAGCCAGCACGAACAUUUACUUCAGGGCCCAAGAAAGGAGAAUGCAUUCGUUCAAGUUUGACCCUCAAAGAAUUUCAAAGUGCACAAACAAUGGUCUUUACAAUCGAAGAAAUCAACAAUAGAAGUGAUAUUCUUCCUGGCAUCAAUUUGGGUUAUAAAAUCUAUGAUACAUGUGGAACAUCUGAAUUGGCCACAAGAGCUGCCUUGUCUUUAAUCAAUGGUCAUGGAGAAAAUACAACUUCAGUGCACUGCUCCAAACCUGACACUGUUCAAGCAAUUAUAGGACAUUCUGCAUCUACCCCAACUAUUGCCAUCUCUACUACAGUGGGACCUUUGCAAAUUCCUGUGGUUAGUCACAUUGCAUCAUGUGCAUGUCUAAGUGACAAAAAAAAACACCCAUCAUUCUUCAGAACCGUUCCCAGUGAUUACUAUCAGAGCAAAGCUUUGGCAAAGCUCGUCAAACAUUUUGGAUGGACCUGGGUGGGGGCCUUGUGCAGUGAUAAUGACUAUGGGAAAAAUGGCAUAAGUGCAUUUAUCAGUGCUGCCAAAGAAGAGGGAAUCUGUAUUGAGUAUUCCAAAGCAUUUUUUAAGACAGAUUCCAGAGACAAAAUUCUCAGCAUUGUUGAUAUUAUUAAGUCUUCAACCUCCAAAGUGAUUGUAGCUUUUGUUGCAUACUCUGACUUUGCUUUUCUUCUGAGGGAAAUGGUCUUGCAGAACAUGACUGGGUUUCAGUGGAUUGGAAGUGAGUCCUGGAUCACUGAUUUAAACACUGCCAAUGCUGAAUGGCAACAUAUUCUGAAGGGGUCGGUGGGUUUUUCUAUCCCAAAUGUUAAAAUCAAUGGCCUGGGGUCAUUUUUGACUAAGCUUAAUCCAUCUUCUGAUGAACCUAUUUACAAAGAGGUUUGGGAGACCAUAUUUCAAUGUAAAUUUGUAACACAAGAAAACACUGAGAUGAAACAACUGUGCAACAGCAAUGAAAUCCUUGCUCAAGUUAAAAACAGUAGUACAGAUGUUACAGACUUACGAAUUGCAAAUAAUGUUUAUAAGGCUGUGUAUGCUGUGGCUUAUGCCCUACAUAACAGUUAUGGCUGUUCAGAGAAGGAAAAUGGACAAGAAGGUGCUAUUGCAUGUACAAUAUUAGAAGAUUACCAGCAACCCUGGAAGAUAGUGAAUGAGUUGAAGAAAAUCCGUUUCAUGACUACAACAGGAGAGGAUGUAUUCUUUGAUGAGAAUGGAGACCCAGCAGCACGUUAUGAAGUGCUGAACUGGCAGCAAGGUAAAGAUGGUAAAACAGUAUUUGUUAAAGUGGGCUUCUAUGAUGCCUCUCUGCAAACACACCUUCAGCUGUCAAUUAACAACAACAGCAUAGUCUGGGCCCACAACAAAGCAGAGGUGCCAGUCUCUGUGUGUAGUCCUAGUUGCCCCCCAGGUACCAGGAAGGCUGUACAGAAAGGAAAGCCAAUCUGCUGUUUUGACUGUAUACCAUGUGCAGAGGGAGAAAUCAGCAAUAUAACAGAUUCUAUAUCUUGCAUCAAGUGCCCACCUGAACUGUGGUCAAAUGAAAAGAGAGAUAACUGUGUCUUAAAGCUUGUGGAAUUCCUGUCAUAUGAGGAAAUAAUGGGAAUUAUUCUCGUAUCAUUUUCUUUGUUAGGAGCUUUGUUCACUAUCUGCAUUGCAGUAACUUUCUUUAAACACAAGGACACACCAAUUGUUAGAGCAAAUAAUUCUGAGCUGAGCUUCCUACUGCUCUUUUCUCUGACUCUGUGUUUUCUCUGUUCACUUACUUUCAUCGGAAGGCCCUCUGAGUGGUCCUGUAUGCUGUGCCACACAGCAUUCGGGAUCACCUUUGUCCUCUGUAUCUCCUGUGUUCUGGGGAAAACUGUAGUGGUGUUAAUGGCCUUCAGGGCUACACUUCCAGGCAGUAAUGUCAUGAAAUGGUUUGGGCCUCUACAGCAGAGACUCAGUGUACUUGCCUUCACUCUUGUACAGGUCAUUAUUUGUAUACUUUGGUUAACAAUAUCUCCUCCUUUUCCCUAUAAAAAUAUGAAAUACUACAAGGAAAAGAUUAUAUUAGAAUGUAACGUAGGCUCAGUUAUAGGUUUCUGGGCUGUGCUGGGUUAUAUAGGACUUUUGGCUCUUUUGUGUUUUAUCUUGGCUUUUCUGGCCCGGAAGUUGCCUGACAAUUUCAAUGAAGCCAAAUUCAUCACAUUCAGCAUGCUCAUAUUCUGUGCAGUUUGGAUCACAUUUAUUCCUGCUUAUGUCAGCUCUCCUGGAAAAUUCACUGUAGCUGUAGAGAUAUUUGCUAUUUUAGCAUCAAGCUUUGGUUUACUAUUCUGCAUAUUUGUUCCAAAGUGUUAUAUAAUCAUACUGAAACCAGAAAAGAAUACAAAGAAGCAAAUGAUGGGUAAAGCACCUGUGAAAUGA